Messenger RNA from Brassica napus (rape), 1204 nucleotides. Its product is annotated as heat shock 70 kDa protein BIP3-like. NCBI's taxonomy places the organism in Eukaryota, Viridiplantae, Streptophyta, Magnoliopsida, Brassicales, Brassicaceae. The transcript has 2 exons. The record is from RefSeq and is a predicted model, not a curated record. The coding region runs from base 890 to 1204 and encodes 104 amino acids. Gene Ontology annotation, molecular function: ATP hydrolysis activity; ATP-dependent protein folding chaperone; heat shock protein binding. Gene Ontology annotation, cellular component: endoplasmic reticulum chaperone complex; endoplasmic reticulum lumen; cytoplasm. Gene Ontology annotation, biological process: protein refolding; cellular response to unfolded protein; endoplasmic reticulum unfolded protein response.
GACGGUUUCUUAUAUUCCGCUAAACACCCUACUCUAAGAACUCUCUAUUAAUAUACUCUUAGACUAUUGUUAUCAUGAUCCAGCCAUAUGUUAUUUUUAGAAUAAUAAAGGUUUAUGUCGUGCCAACAUAUACUAUGACAUACAUGCAAAAUUACAAAUCUUGAUCUAUAUAUGUAUGUAUGUAUUUAUUGCUGUAUUUGAAAUGACAUCCAUAUAUUAAAAGAUUAUUUCGAUAAUUAUACACUUUUCAAUUAUUUAGCUAUUGAAAAUAAAUAUUGAAAGCGAGUCAAAAACCAAGGAGCCGCCAUGAGGGUUGGUUUGCAUAAUUUGUUAUUAUCCUAUUGUUUUCGUACGUACUUUGAUUCUGCCUUUAAUAAAACACAGAACAUGGCAAACUUCUUUUUCAUUUGUAUGAUUGUGUCUGCGCAAUAGAUAAAUGGAGUGGUUAAGCGAUGGUCAUCAUGUUCUUCCAAAAUUACACCUCACCUCUUGAAUUUGAUAUGCAUUUGUUUUGGCACCCUACUAAAGGCAGGAAUAAUAGUAGUGAUAAAUCUUUUAUAAAAAUUUGAUUACAAAAACCUAGAUGAUAAUUGUGGUCCAAGUUUCUGGAUAACUAUUAACUUCUAUCUGAAUAAGUCGUAAAACUUGCGGGGAUUAUAGGUUGACGAGUUAAUGAAACGUGUAUCUUUGUUAUUGGAUCAGUUACGUGAAUACAAAGCUAAGAGCGCGCCAACAAAAAAUAGUCCAUUCAGCUUACGUGUCAAGUAAUGAUUGGAGCGGACACAUAAGUAUAUUAGCAAUAUAAAUACGAACCGUUGUGAGCUUCGUAUUCUUCUAAACCCUAACCAUAACUAUUCUUCUGUACGUACGCAAGCUCUAAACAACGAAGAUGACGAAUAAAGCUCUUGCAUACUUGGUUUUUAUGAUGACAUUAGUUUUUAUGUCAAGUGUGGCAAUAGAAGGCGAAGAGGAGAAACUUGGGACAGUGAUAGGGAUCGAUCUAGGGACUACAUAUUCGUGUGUUGGUGUGUACCAUAACAACCACGUUGAAAUCAUAGCAAACGAUCAGGGAAACAGAAUCACACCAUCAUGGGUUGCCUUUACCGAUACCGAACGUCUCAUAGGCGAGGCUGCUAAGAAUCAAGCGGCCAAGAAUCCUGAAGGGACCAUCUUCGACCCCAAACGUCUGAUGGGAAGAAAGUAA